Messenger RNA from Nerophis ophidion (straightnose pipefish), 3396 nucleotides. It is a transcript of the gene letm2, whose product is annotated as leucine zipper-EF-hand containing transmembrane protein 2. Gene Ontology annotation, molecular function: ribosome binding. The coding region runs from base 267 to 1736 and encodes 489 amino acids. Gene Ontology annotation, cellular component: mitochondrial inner membrane. The transcript has 11 exons. Gene Ontology annotation, biological process: intracellular monoatomic cation homeostasis. The record is from RefSeq and is a predicted model, not a curated record. NCBI's taxonomy places the organism in Eukaryota, Metazoa, Chordata, Actinopteri, Syngnathiformes, Syngnathidae.
GCUCAGCUCACAGCCAAUGAAUGCGACGCAGUAGCUGGCGUCGGCUGCAACGAUUCACACGAAGACGGUGGAGGAAAACACGACGACUGUAAAGCGAUUAAUGGAUUCAGCACCACUUCGGCCGAUGAAUUUGUGGUCCCUGUGUACAAUGGAUGUGUGUUGAAGAUGGAUUAUGUGUCUCACGCCUCACCAAGAAGCCUUUUAACGCCCAGUCAGCAGCCAUCGCUGGGUCAUUGACGCUGGAGUGACCGUCCACCACCCCUGCAAUGGCAGUCUUCAGCCACCAGGUGCUCUUUGCGGUGACAAGAUCCAGAGGAUCAUAUUUGUUAUCCAAGCGUCACAGCUGCAGCUCUGUGUCUUCUCGAGCCUACCUCCACAUAGAACCGCCAUGCAACAUCUCUGCGUCAACAAACCCACUCAGGCACUCCCACUAUGGACAGCUCCACAAUUAUCGAGGCCACAACCUGGGCCCUGUCCCCCUUACCCGCUCUCUGCACAGUUCAUGCAUUUGGCUCCAAGACGUAAAACACGACGAGAGUAAAACGCCGUCCCCUGCCCAGAAUGUAGCAUCAAUUGAGAACAAGGACAACGCGUCUGCUGUAGCCCAACCAACAAAGCCGCAGACAUCCAUCAAUGCUGCAACCCAGGAGAGGGCUGUGGUUAAGAAGGCUCUGUAUCUGAGGAUUGUUGAUGAGAUGAAGCAUUACUAUAAUGGCUUCCGGUUGCUUGGCAUUGACACCAAGGUUGCAGGCAGGAUGGUGUGGAGGCUGCUGCAUGGACAGAUCCUCACACGCAGAGAAAGGAGACGGCUGAUGAGGACCUGCGCCGACCUCUUCCGUCUGGUGCCCUUUGUGGUGUUCAUUAUUGUGCCCUUCAUGGAGUUCCUCCUUCCAGUCUUUCUCAAGCUCUUCCCAGAGAUGCUUCCCUCCACCUUCGAGACAGAAUCCAAAAAGGAGGAGAAGCAGAAAAAGGGUCUGGCUGCGAAGCUGGAGCUUGCUAAGUUUCUCCAAGAGACCAUUGCUGAGAUGGCUCGUAGGAACAAAGCCACGGAAGAUGAGACGCAGCGUUUCUCAACAUACGUCCAGCAGGUUCGAGGCACUGGAGAGCAGCCCACCACAAAGGAUAUAGUUCGUUUCUCCAAGCUGUUUGAGGAUGAGCUGACGCUGGAGCACCUGGAGCGCCCCCAGCUGGUGGCCCUGUGCAAACUACUUGAACUGCAGCCCAUUGGCACCAACAACUUGUUGCGCUUUCAGCUGAUGAUGCAACUCAGGACUAUCAAGUCAGAUGACGAGAUGAUUUUAGCAGAGGGUGUAGCAGCUAUGAGCGUGUCAGAACUGCAGUCAGCUUGUCGCAGCCGUGGAAUGCGAUCUCUGGGACUCACCACUGAGCAGCUACGACUGCAACUGCAACAGUGGCUGGACCUGCACCUAAAAGAGAAUGUUCCUCCAUCACUGCUGCUGCUCUCCAGAGCAAUGUACCUGACUGACCUCAAACCCAAGGCCCCAGUCAUCCCACCUGUACCCAAGCUUGAGAAAGUGGUGGAGGCAGACGGAAGCUUGAACAAUGCUGACAUGCUGGCAGACUCUGCGUUCAUCAUUAAAGACAGUCCGGCAGAAGCGAUAAGGAACAACGCUCCUGUCAUGUCAGACAAACCUCUGACUGCUGCUGAAGUCCUCCAGGCUAAAGCGGCCACCGAGCUGUCCCAGAAGAGCAAGAUGAGCGCCAACGGUGUCUGAGGAGCUCGAGUGUCUGGACUGCAAAGGAGGGAUGAAUUAAGGCAUGCGUCAACAGAACGUAGGGAGAUGACAAUGUUACUGCUGUCAUUUGACAUCUAUCAAGUGUUUACAUCUCUCUAACUCCUAAUUGAUGUGGAGUUUAAGUAGUCGCAGUGUCUUUUUGCCAUUGAUGUUAAUAACUAGUUGAUACAAGAUGUACAUCGGCCACUCCAUAAUACUCUGUAUUCUUCCUCUAUCAUUUAAGCAAAUCAGCUUGAGUCAUUGAAUUGGUCCAAUGGUCCUUUUUUGUUCCUGACCUUCUCCACCUCCAACUCCUGUAAAUUUGUAAAUGUUGUGUAUAUUGUGAUUUAUGUCCAUCACAGCAGCAGCAGCUUUGUACAGUUUGCUGUGCAAACUCAUGACAUUAUUAAGCUUCCUGUGUCAGCAUUUCUGGUUCACCUAGUACUGUUACAAUAUAAUGGUUAUCCACUAUUCCAAUAUACUUUCGAUUCACUUUUAUUCUUUUUUUUCUCAGAGAACUCGAACCAUCUCCAAACUUGCAGUUUCACCUACAAUUCAGUCUGAUGUAAUUGACUGGAACAAAACAGUACUUGGCGAAAUAAGACUGGUGUGUUUAGAGAGGGAGAAAGGAAGAGAGAUAACUCCUUUCAUGCAGACAAGAUUGAGGCAAAGUGCAGUUUUCUUCCCCCUGCUUCAAACUACGCUUUGUGUGGUUUUUUUUUGUUUUUUUUUAACUACAUAAUACAGUAUGUAUUGUGUUUUUAACAGUGUGAUGCUUAGAUUUCAUUAAGCUGAAGAGAACAUACUUGAUAUCAUCCAUAAAUAAAUUCUAUUUAUAAGAGAAUCUUUAAAGCUACAAACUAAUAAUUAAAGACAUUAUUUUUUAAUGGGCGUUAAAAAGAUGUAAAAGUGUGACAAUAUGACUAAUUAACACAGUUGUUAUUCUGCAUUACUCUCUUAAAUAUAUGAAGUUUAUCACAAUGUAUUGUGUUGAUGCACUUUUCAGGGAUUUGGCAAACUCUUAUACAUCCAAUUUUAAAUUAUUACUGGAUGAAAGCAUUUGUAUCUCCUGACUAGUCAUACCAGCAGUGGAAUCCAUAGAUAAAAUAUAUUUUUGGGCAUAUGAAGAUUCAUGUUUUUGGUUUUACAAAUGUGCCUAAAGUUAAAUAAUUUGUUUGGUUUCUUGGUUUUUAUUAUUGUAUCGGUAACUAUAUUCAAAGUGCCCAUUUUCCCUUUUUGGACAAAUGUCUCACAUUCACUAAUCCAAUUGUAUCCUUAAUGAACUGUUGAGUACUGUCAUGUUCAAAAAGACCACAUGCACAUUUGCUCAACUUAUAUGUGCGGUUCGUUAACUUUUUGGAUGAGAAAUGUUUUGAUUCCUUGAGUUGCAGACUAGUGGUCUGUUUGGAGAGAUGAGUCAUUGUGAUGUGAUGCUCCUGAAGUAUUCUUCUACAAGUUGUCCUGAUUUAAAUAUGAUAGUACUGCGAACUGCUGGAUCCAACCAUACAGUUGACUAAAUCUGUGUCUAGAGUACAGUUAUGUUUCAGCUUUUUGGGAAUGUAAAUCAUAUUUACAACAUGGCUUUUCAGUCACUUUACAAAUGCAUCACGUUACCAUGGAAAAUAGAGCAGAAUUAUUAAAAAUCAUAAAACCCUUUGCA